UCUGACUUGACAUGAGGUCAAUAGACGAACCGACACACAUUAAGUGGACGUGAACCUUGCGGUUUCCUUGCCGACACCACUGCAGUAAAAUGAUUUCUCAAUGAUCAGACAGCUCCUCCUCGCCUCCUUGUUCAUAACUGCCUUUGCUCAAUGGGAUGUCAUCACCCAAAAUGAAGCCAAACGAACCCAGAUCUACUGCGGGGAAGAACUCAACAAAGCCCUGUUCCUGAUCUGUGGUGGCUUGUAUAACUCUCCCUUCAAGAAGUCAUCCCUCCAAUCAUAUGACGAUUAUUAUUCAGACUACAACCUGAUGGACUCUUUGGAACAAUCAGGAAAUGAUUACAGAUUUCCAUUUCAUCCAAAAGCCCGAGCAAUGUCGGCCCUUCAAUACAAGAGACUAAAGAGAGGAGUUCAUGAUGAAUGCUGCCGAAAGAGCUGCAGCAUAAAUGAAAUAAAGGGUUACUGCCUCAAGAGAAAUUGAACAGAACACGUCCAAUUUCAAUUACUUGCUCAACAGUACUAGAAUUUUACUAUUUUUUUUGUUUUAAGAGCUCAUGUGAUAUUUUGAUUUGAUAUGGUUAUCCUUUUUAUAUGGUGAUUGAACAUUGAUGAAUAAAAGAUUGUAUAUUUGAAAUAAUUCAUUGAUUUUAUAUUAAAUAACCUAAAUCUA
This is a messenger RNA of Nezara viridula (southern green stink bug), 670 nucleotides long. NCBI's taxonomy places the organism in Eukaryota, Metazoa, Arthropoda, Insecta, Hemiptera, Pentatomidae. The record is from the annotation of a GenBank genome assembly.